This is a messenger RNA of Poeciliopsis prolifica (blackstripe livebearer), 2118 nucleotides long. Its product is annotated as piggyBac transposable element-derived protein 4-like. The transcript has a single exon. Bases 235 to 1971 code for a protein of 578 amino acids. The record is from RefSeq and is a predicted model, not a curated record. Lineage: Eukaryota; Metazoa; Chordata; Actinopteri; Cyprinodontiformes; Poeciliidae.
UCUUUGAUGUGUUGAGGAGUGUCUGCACACAGUUUGUGUACAAAGAUGACCUUGGGUCAUUUUGACCCAGACAUAAAGUAGCCCUUUAAAUACAAAAUUAGCAUGCCUCUUUGAUGUGAUUUGUGUUGAUUGGCUCAGAAUAGCUAUUGAGAACCAGGUGUGUCUGGAGGAGGGACUUUCCCUUCCCUCUCCUUGUCACUUUUACAUGCCCUUUCUGUGAGAGACACAUCCAAAAUGAGCUCCAGAAGAUUUGCAGCUGAAGAAGCUUCAUUGCAGAUUUUGAAUUGGGAUAGCGAUGUCGACGAAGAAAUUUCAGAGACGGAAGAUCCUUCAGAGCCAGAGGACAAUGCCGUUGAUGAUCCAGAUUGUCAUUUUUCCCAAGAUGAGGAGGAUUCAGAGGAUGAUUCUUCAUCAGAUGAAAAUCAAGAAACGCAACAAUCCUCAUCCACAGAGGGGACGUGGACAUCUAAAGACGGUAAGAUAAGAUGGUCAUCAUCAUCACCACACCAAAGCCAAGGCAGAUUGUCGUCUUCUAAUGUCAUCAAAAUGACUCCUGGUCCAACAAGAUUUGCCGUCACGAGAAUUAAUGACAUUGAGUCAGCAUUUCAGCUUUUCAUAUCCCCACCCAUAGAGAAGAUAAUUCUUGAGAUGACCAACUUGGAGGGGAGACGUGUCUUUCAAGAAAAAUGGAAACCACUGGAUCCAACUGGCUUGCAUGCCUACAUCGGAAUUCUGUUGUUAGCUGGAGUAUACAGGUCGAAGGGUGAAGCAACUGCAAGUUUGUGGAAUGAAGAGAAUGGAAGACCGUUCUUCCGAGCAACAAUGUCUUUGGAGACAUUUCACAUGAUCUCUCGUGUCAUACGAUUUGACAACCGUGACACCAGAGCUGGUCGACGCGAGAGAGACAAACUUGCAGCAAUCAGAGAUGUCUGGGAUAAAUGGGUCGAAAUCCUGCCUUUGUUGUAUAAUCCUGGACCCCAUGUUACUGUCGACGAGCGCCUCAUUCCCUUCAGAGGACGCUGUCCAUUUCGACAGUAUAUGCCAAAGAAGCCUGCAAAAUAUGGGAUCAAAAUAUGGGCAGCCUGUGAUGCAAAAUCAAGUUAUGCAUGGAACAUGCAAGUAUAUACUGGAAAGCCAGCUGGUGGAGCACCUGAGAAGAAUCAGGGAAUGCGGGUGGUGUUGGAGAUGACUGAAGGGCUGCAAGGUCAUAACAUCACGUGCGACAACUUUUUCACAUCGUACCGUCUUGGAGAUGAACUUCAGAAGAGAAAGCUGACUAUGUUGGGAACAGUCAGAAAAAAUAAACCAGAACUUCCCAGUGAGCUUCUGAUGAUGGAAGGAAGACGUCCGCAUUCCUCCAAAUUUGCUUUCACUGAGAAAACAACACUUGUUUCUUACUGCCCAAAGAGAAACAAAAAUGUUCUUGUGAUGAGCACAAUGCACAAAGAUGCAUCUCUGAGCACAAGAGAGGACAUGAAGCCACAAAUGAUCCUGGAUUACAACUCCACCAAAGGAGGAGUUGAUAAUCUUGACAAAGUCACAGCGACUUAUAGUUGCCAGCGCAAGACUACCUAUUGGCCCUUUGUGAUUUUCUGCAACAUUGUGGAUGUGUCUGCCUACAAUGCCUAUGUCCUGUGGAUUGAGAUCAACCAGCAGUGGAAUGCCAGCAAACUGCACCGACGUCGACUUUUCCUGGAAGAACUGGGCAAAGCACUCGUCACUCCCUACAUCCAGAACCGAGUCAGGCCAGUUCGGUCCUUGGCAGCCGCAGCCAUCAUCGCAAAAAUCCAGGGCAGGGCAUCUGACCAACCUACAAUGGAAGCUUUCGAUACAGGUGCAAAAAAACGCAAAAGAUGCCAAGUCUGUUCCUCCCAAGAUGACAGUAAAACAAGCACCUCUUGUGUGAGAUGCAGGAAGUACAUUUGCAGAAAGCACACUGUCACAUUCUGUCCAUCAUGUGGGGAACACUGAAAAUGUUGGACAUUGACAGAGAAAAUGAGGCAAGGCCAAUGAAAAGCAAUGAUCAUGAAGAGUGAAAAUUUGAAAUAAGCAGUUCAAUGAUAUAGUGUUCAAGUUGUGUAUCUGUUCUUCUCAUCUCUCAUAAGUGUGUAUGUAAUC